AUGGUUAUUAAAGGAGUUGAAGAAAUGGCCGAUAAAGAACAUUUCACAGAUAAGGAACAAAGGAAACAUUUCAUAGAUUUAUAUUAUCAUAAUCCACAUAGAGGUUUCUGUAAAUAUUUUACAUCAAUAUUGAGCGAAGAUCCAACAAGAGGUGCUUUGCAAAGAGUAGAAAAAAUCGUAUUAAAAUUAAGCGAAUAUGUAAACCCCGCAUUAGUUAUCAUGGUAAUUGGAGAUCUUAUUAAUAUGAAAAGUGAGGAAGAUUGGAAAGUUGCUAAAUGGGAAGCUAUCAGAUGGAAUAAUGGGAGGAUGUUACAAUUGUGCUAUGAUGUUAUGUCUCUCAAAUGGAUGUUAAUAACUGGAGCCUUUUAUUUGAUAGGUGCAGUUUUUUAUAGUGCCAGGAUACCUGAAAGAUUUUUUCCUGGAUCAUUUGAUAUAUGGGGACAUUCUCAUCAAAUUUUUCAUUUUUUGGUGGUUUUCGCUUCAUUAUCAUAUUAUUAUGGUAUAAUUCAAGCGAUGUCAUAUUGGCAUGAAAAUAAUCAUGAAUGUCAAAUUGAUAUU
Scutellospora calospora is the source of this 558-nucleotide messenger RNA. NCBI's taxonomy places the organism in Eukaryota, Fungi, Glomeromycota, Glomeromycetes, Diversisporales, Gigasporaceae. The record is from the annotation of a GenBank genome assembly.